Molecule: messenger RNA, 1751 nt
Organism: Eurytemora carolleeae
Lineage: Eukaryota; Metazoa; Arthropoda; Copepoda; Calanoida; Temoridae
Exons: 4
Coding region: 3-380 (125 amino acids)
Source: RefSeq, a predicted model, not a curated record
GUAUGAAUCUGACCCAUGGGUUGGAAUCUCACCCUUACGCCUUCUACGUCACGUGUACCGGGGUAUCCAUCAUUAUGCUCUCAACCUUUGCCAAGUUUAGGCAGCACUACAGGGCCUUGUGGGCAGAUACUUCAAAUGCACAUAGCUUUAAGGUUUUGAAGAACUUCCUGACGUAUGUUGAUCAGCUGGAGGAACUGGUUACAAAGGAUAAGAUGGAGAUAACAGAGAAGGAGUUCAAGCAGGCCCUCGACAAGAUCACAGGGGACAAGGUUCCAGCUGAAGAAGCAGAGUUUAUAUUCCGAAUGUUUGACAAGAACAAGGACAGAAUGAUCAAUAGGAAUACGGAGCUUAAUAUACCAUCAACAGAUCAUAAACAGUAGCCUUCUUCACGAUCAUUGAGCUAGAGAUUAUAAAAAUAGAUAUUAUUCAUGAUCAUUGAGCGGGAGAUCAUGAGAAAUAGACAUUCUUCAUGAUCAGUGAGCUGGAGAUUAUAUACAGUUGAUAUUCUUCCUGAUCAUUGAGCUGGAGAUCAUAAGAAAUAGAUAUUAUUUAUGAUCAGUGAGCUGGAGAUCAUAAGAAAUAGAUAUUCUUCAUGAUCAGUGAGCUGGAGAUCAUAAGAAAUAGUUAUCAUUCACGAUCAUUGAGCUGGAGAUCAUAAGAAAUAGAUAUUCUUCAUGAUCAGUGAGCUGGAGAUCAUAAGAAAUAGAUAUUCUUCAUGAUCAUUGAGCUGGAGAUCACAAAAAUAGAUAUUCUUCAUGUUCAUUGAGCUGAAGAUCACAAAAAUAGAUAUUCUUCAUGAUCAUUGAGCUGAAGAUCACAAAAAUAGAUAUUCUUCAUGAUCAUUGAGCUGGAGAUCAUAAUUUAAACAAUCGAGUUUCGUUUAGAUUUAAAAAAAAGGAUCUCCAAAACGAAUAUCUAAACAAGAAACGAUUGUUUCGUUUUCAAAAACGAUUCCCACAAGUCAUUGAAGUGUUUCGACAUUUGUAAACUCAGAACUUCCGUAACCAGUGAAUGCUUAAGCCAAAUCUAAAAUUGUAUAUGACUUUUUCUCUUAAUUCUUUGACAAAUUUGAUGUAUUAAAAUAGCGAAUCAAAUACUCACACUAUCCAAAGACUGACUUUUCUAUGCAAACCUUCGGCAUCUACUAUAUAUGCUCAUUUUAUCCAUAUCAAUAAGUUUUUAAAAUCUUUGCAUUUUCUUUCUUAAAUGACACUCCAAUUCCAACUAUUCCAAUAUACAUUUGUUGGAACUGCUUACAUUAAUACUUUUUUGAUAAUCAUUAUGGUGUUUUGUAUUCUAAGAAUGCAAAUUUUCAAUUAUUUGACUGUAAUACAGUUUUUCACAUAAACCAGAACUUGAGAAUGGAUUAUAUUUUUAAGUAAAAAAAUGAAGAAAUAAAAUUUACGAGUUAAAUUCUCCCUGAAUUUGUGCAUGAACGCUUUUAGAGCGAAUAAAAGUCAUCAGGGACGUAUCCGGGCCCCGGGGUGUGGAGGGAAUGGGGGAUAAUAUAUUUGACCAACCCCCAACCCCCUUCCCCGUAAAUACUUUGUAUACGCCCCUGGUAUACAUUAUUAACUUGUGAAUAAAAUAUUCAAACUAUUGUUUUUAGUCAAAUAAUAUUGUAACUUACUAUCAUAAAUUAAGCAAUUGAAAAUUUUUAUUACGUCCUUUUUGGAAAAAGCUUAUUGUCUUUUUUAGCUGUAAAUUAUGCCGUAAAUUAUUGAACAAUACAAUCAAACUUUAAUACAGAA